AUGGCCCAGUGCGUGCAGUCGGUGCAGGAGUUGAUCCCAGACUCGUUCGUGCCCUGCGUGGCCGCACUGUGCAGCGAGGAAGCUGAGCGGCUCACCCGCCGCAACCACCUCAGCUUUGCCGAGCUCCUCAAGCCCUUCUCCCGCCUCACCUCGGAGGUUCAUAUGAGAGAUCCUAAUAAUCAGCUUCACAUAAUUAAAAACUUGAAAAUAUCAGUAAGCAACAUUGUCACCCAGCCACCUCUACCUGGAGCCAUUCGGAAACAUUUGAGUGAUGUAGUGUCUAGCAGCCAACCUGCAGAAGGAUUAGUAGCUAAUGUGAUUACAGCUGGAGAUUAUGAUCUUAACAUCAGUGCUACUACUCCAUGGUUUGAAUCUUACAGAGAAAGUUUUCUUCAGUCCAUGCCAGCGUCAGAUCAUGAAUUUCUAAACCACUAUUUAGCAUGUAUGUUGGUAGCAUCUUCUAGUGAACCUGAACCUGUGGAACAGUUUUUGAAAUUGUCCCAAGAGCAGCAUCGAAUUCAACAUAGCAGUGACUAUUCCUACCCCAAAUGGUUUAUACCAAAUACCCUCAAGUAUUAUGUCCUGUUGCAUGAUGUAAGUGCAGGAGAUGAACAAAGAGCUGAUUCAAUUUAUGAGGAAAUGAAGCAGAGAUAUGGAACUCAGGGUUGCUAUUUGCUUAAAAUUAAUUCCCGAACAUCUAAUCGGUCAUCAGAUGAACAGAUACCAGAUCCUUGGAGUCAGUAUCUCCAGAAAAAUAGUAUUCAAAACCAGGAGUCAUAUGAAGAUGGUCCUUACACGAUAGCUUCAAAUAAGAAUGCUGAUAGUAGCAUGCUUUCAUUGGAUGGAUUAGAUAAUGAAGUCAAAGAUGGUUUACCAAAUAACUUCAAAGCUCACCCACUUCAAUUGGACCAAUCCAAUGACCCUACUGGCAACUUUGAUGGAACGGAUCAUAUAAAAUCUGCUGUGUCAUUACAUGAAACAAAAAAAAUGAACACAGGAACACUUCAUGGUGCAUGUUUAACCCUCACUGAUCAUGAUCGGAUCAGACAGUUUAUACAAGAAUUCACAUUUCGAGGUCUUUUGCCACAUAUAGAGAAAACAAUUCGACAACUAAAUGAUCAGCUGAUAUCAAGAAAAGGUUUGAGUCGAUCAUUAUUUUCUGCAACUAAAAAAUGGUUCAGUGGCAGUAAAGUCCCAGAAAAGAGCAUUAAUGAGCUAAAGAAUACAUCUGGGUUGCUCUAUCCACCAGAAGCACCAGAACUUCAAAUCAGGAAAAUGGCUGACUUGUGUUUUUUAGUGCAGCAUUAUGACUUGGCAUACAGUUGUUACCAUACUGCAAAGAAGGAUUUUCUGAAUGAUCAAGCAAUGCUCUAUGCAGCUGGUGCCUUGGAAAUGGCAGCAGUAUCAGCUUUUCUUCAGCCUGGAGCACCUAGGCCUUACCCUGCUCAUUACAUGGAUACAGCAAUUCAAACAUACAGGGAUAUAUGCAAGAAUAUGGUGUUAGCAGAACGAUGUGUAUUGCUUAGUGCUGAAAUUUUAAAAAGCCAAAGCAAAUAUUCAGAGGCUGCUGCUCUUCUGAUACGGUUGACCAGUGAGGAUUCUGAUCUUCGAAGUGCUCUUCUGUUAGAACAGGCAGCACAUUGCUUUAUAAACAUGAAGAGCCCCAUGGUUAGAAAAUUUGCCUUUCACAUGAUACUGGCUGGCCAUCGGUUUAGUAAGGCAGGACAGAAAAAACAUGCUUUACGUUGCUAUUGCCAAGCCAUGCAAGUUUACAAAGGAAAAGGCUGGUCUCUUGCAGAGGAUCAUAUUAACUUCACUAUUGGUCGUCAGUCAUUUACACUUCGACAGCUCGACAAUGCAGUUUCUGCCUUUAAGCACAUUUUAAUCAAUGAGAGCAAACAACCUGCUGCUCAGCAAGGAGCCUUCCUCAGAGAAUAUCUUUAUGUUUACAAGAAUGUAAGUCAGUUAUCUCCAGAUGGUCCUUUACCACAGCUUCCUUUACCAUAUAUUAACAGCUUAGCAACACGAGUUUUCUUUGGCCAUGACAGACGACCAGCAGAGGGUGAAAAACAAGCAGCUACACAUAUAAGUCUUGAUCAGGAAUAUGAUUCUGAAUCUUCUCAGCAGUGGAGGGAGCUUGAGGAGCAAGUUGUAGCUGUGAUUAACAAAGGAAUAAUUCCAUCAAAUUUUCAUCCAACGCAAUACUGUUUGAAUAGCUAUACAGACAACUCAAGAUUUCCACUUGCUGUUGUAGAAGAACCAAUAACUGUGGAGGUGGCUUUUAGAAACCCAUUGAAGGUUCCUCUUUUGUUGACGGAAUUAUCAUUGCUUUGGAAAUUCCAACCUAAAGGUUCAAAUUCAAAGGAUAAUGAAGAAACAAAAGAACUAGUAACCUUUGGACAUGAAAUGAUUGGAACUGAAGUUAUAUCAGAAUUCUUAAUUAAUAGUGAGGAAAUGAAAGUGGCAAGGCUAAAGCUCUUUCCCCAUCAUAUAGGGGAACUUCACAUUCUGGGAGUUGUUUAUAAUCUUGGCACUAUUCAGAGUUCAAUGGGGCUAGAUGGCAUUGGCUCUCUUCCCGGAUGUCACACAGGAAAGCAGCCUUCUAAUACAAUGUCAGUAAGGGGGCGACAGGAUUUAGAAAUUCAAGGUCCUCGACUUAAUAACACGAAAGAAGAGAAAACAUCUAUUAAAUAUGGUCCCGAUCGUCGUUUAGAUCCUAUUAUCACUGAAGAAAUGCCAUUAUUGGAGGUGUUUUUUAUAAAUUUUCCUACAGGACUUCUUUGUGGUGAAAUCCGAAAAGCAUAUGUUGAAUUUGUCAAUGUCAGCAAGUGUCCUCUUACUGGAUUGAAGGUUGUUUCUAAACGUCCAGAAUUCUUCACUUUUGGUGGUAAUACUGCUGUUCUAACACCUCUGAGUCCCUCAGCUUCUGAGAACUGUAGUGCUUACAAGACUGUUGUGGCAGAUUCUACCUCUGGAUUUUCUUCCCUCACAUCAUCAGCUUCCUCAGUAGACUUUGGCUUUGGCAUAGGAAGUCAACCAGAGGUGAUUCAUGUUCCCCUUCCUGACUCUGUUCUUCUGCCUGGGGCUUCAGUCCAGCUACCUAUGUGGUUACGUGGACCAGAUGAAGAAGGUGUUCAUGAAAUAAACUUUUUAUUUUAUUAUGAAAGUAUUAAAAAGCAGUCUAACAUCUGUCACAGGGUAUUAAGACAUACAGCAGUUAUUUGUACUAGCCGAUCUUUGAAUGUACGAGCUACAGUCUGCAGAAGUAAUACUCUUGAAGGUGAAGAAGGCAGAGGAGGCAAUAUGCUUGUCUUUGUGGAUGUGGAAAAUAUCAAUACUAGCGAAGCAGGUGUUAAGGAAUUUCAUAUAGUACAAGUUUCAAGUAAUAGCAAGCAUUGGAAGUUACAGAAAUCUGUCAAUCUCUCUGAAAACAAAGAUUCGAAACUUGCUAGUAGAGAGAGGGGAAAGUUAUGCUUUAAGGCAGUGAGAUGUAAAAAUUUUGAAGCUGCUGCACAGUCAUCAGAAAAAUAUACAUUUGCAGACAUCAUCUUUGGCAAUGAACAGAUAAUAAGUUCAGCAAGUCCAUGUGCUGACUUCUUUUUUCGAAGUUUAUCAUCAGAACUGAAAAAAACACAUGCCCAUUCAUCCAUGUGUCAUUCUCUGGCAACCGAAAAACAGUCCUCUGAUGAUGCAGUGAGGUUAAUUCAAAAAUGCAGUGAGGUGGAUUUGAAUAUUGUUGUAUUAUGGAAGGCUUAUGUUGUAGAAGACAAUAAACAGCUUAUUUUGGAAGGCCAGCAUCAUGUCAUUCUUCGAACUGUUGGAAGAGAGGCUUUUUCAUUUUCUCAAAAGCAGGAGCCUCCGGAAAUGGGACUCUUAAAAUUUACUCGGCCAGAAAACACUAUGGUUCCUCCAAGACCCACAGUAGAACAGCUAUCAAGUCUCAUAAAAACUAGUCUUCAAUAUCCAGAGUCCUUUAAUCAUCCAUUUCAUCAAAAAAGCCUUUGUUUAGUUCCGGUCACCCUCUUACUUUCUAAUUGCUCUCAGACGGAUGUAGAUGUAAUAAUUGAUCUGCGACAUAAAGCAACAAGCCCAGAAGCACUGGAGGUCCAUGGUUCAUUCACAUGGCUUGGACAGACCCAAUACAAACUACAGCUUAAGAGCCAGGAAAUCUGUAACUUGCAGCUGACAGCUUGCUUUGUCCAUGCAGGUGUCUAUAAUCUUGGAACUCCUAGGGUGUUUGCCAAGUUAUCGGACCAAGUGACAUUGUUUGAAACGAGUCAGCAGAGCUCUAUGCCAGCACUGAUCAUCAUCAGUAAUGCGUGACCACUUGCAAAUUUGUACUGAAAACCAAAAGAAUCAGUUUUAUUUUGCUGAAUGAAUUUUACAGCAGUUUUUGGGACAUCUACCAUAUUACAAAAGAUGGUAUAGGAUCACAAUAGCAAAUAUUCAAACCUCUUGUCAGUUUAUGUUUAUCGAUGCAAAGCACGUUGGACUGAGAAUGCAUAGGUUCUUUUUGUAUUUUUUUUUUCAACUCUGGUAAUAAUUUAAAUAUUCAAAAUACAGAUUUUGAACAUGCACCUUAGGCCCUGUCUUUAAAAAAUUAAUGAUUGACUGCUAUAACAGCUUACAGAAUGGUGCAUUAUUAGUGGCCGUAUUAGGAGAUGAUUUCAGAAAAAUGGCCUUUGUUGCCUAUGCUGUUCUUAAGCCAUUAGUCCCUAUAAAUUCCAGCUUAACUGUGAAGUUUACUAUAGAGUGUUAAAUACAAAUUCUGCUGUUCUCACUUUUCACAGUUCUCAAAAAUCAGUUUCGGCAAUGUGUUUUAAAAGUCUUCAUGUUUAAGUAUCCAGUGGAUCUUUUCACUUAUACAUACCUUUGUACAAAUUAAGUUUCAUCUGAUGCUUUGAAUAUAAUUUUAGAACCAAUUUGACUUUUUUUCACUCAUCUCAGUACAGAAUGCACUAUUUCACAACCAUGAGAUUUUUGUCAUUUAAAUUGUCAUUCACUUCAUUAUGUAAUUUAACAACUGGGUUGAUCUGUUUAAAAUAUAAAUCUACUCAAGUUAAUUAAAAGUAAGCUUUUCAAAAAAUGUAUUAUAUUUAUAACAAAUGUACUGUAAAUAGAAUAAAGUGUACACCAUAUUCACUGUAUAGGCUCUAUUGAAUUAUUUUAUUGUAUUUAUAGGAGGAAUUAACUGUGUACUAUGUUUCUAUAAAUGAUAUAUGUAUAAGGCGGUCAUUUUAAUGGAAUAUUUUCACCUUGUGGAAAGCCAAUUUCAUUGUAAGAGUAAGCACUGUUCAACUACAUAUCCCAGUAUAGAUUGAUUUGAUGUUAAUCUUCAGGAAGAAGUAAACUCUUGAGAAUAAUUUCAGGUUGCCUGAAUAUUUAUAAUUUUUCAGCUUAAAUAUUUAUUCAUAGAUGUUCUUCUUUCUGUAGAUUAGGAAAAUACAAGGUGUGCCUUAAUC
Molecule: messenger RNA, 5462 nt
Organism: Gracilinanus agilis (Agile Gracile Mouse Opossum)
Lineage: Eukaryota; Metazoa; Chordata; Mammalia; Didelphimorphia; Didelphidae
Gene: TRAPPC8
Product: trafficking protein particle complex subunit 8
Exons: 29
Coding region: 1-4323 (1440 amino acids)
Biological process (GO): protein localization to phagophore assembly site; endoplasmic reticulum to Golgi vesicle-mediated transport
Cellular component (GO): phagophore assembly site; cytoplasmic vesicle; TRAPPIII protein complex
Molecular function (GO): protein binding
Source: RefSeq, a predicted model, not a curated record